UUGUUUCUUUGUCGUCGCGUCCCGCGUGGAAACUUGCCUAUUAUGUGGUAUCUAAAUGCCGCACAUGAUAUAGUUUAUUCUAAGCCAGAUUUAUAAUUUUGGAUAUAGAAAAACUUUAAGUGGUUGACAUGUGAUGCAGUUUUGCAAAAUAUAUUUUUGGGGGCUUAAUUUUCGAACUAAACAUGGAUUACACCUACACUUUUGAGGGAUAACACCGGUAUCCAUUUCCCCCCAACAACUGAAUAUAUGAUCCUCGUUGAACUGCAACUACAAGUAUACACCAGUGUUGAAUUGACUUGGACGAAUAUAUACGCAGACACUAUAUACGCGGGCAAAUUACUUCCCACCACACAAACAGUGUAUUGAGUAUUAAAGCCUGUCAUGCCCGCCCAUUGGAUAUACACGAAGUGUGUGUAAGUGUGUUGUGUGUGUGCACGGGAUAUGUGUUUUACACACACUGCAUGCAUAUGCUUCGCUGUUUGGAAUAGCUAAGUUUACACAUGAAUUGUACAGUAUUCAUGGCUGGGACACCAAGGCGUUUCUUGAGGAUUUAGAGUAUUGGAAUAUAACAUCGUGGAUUUUAGAUUUAUUCUGGAUUCUUGAAAGGAGCCUGUUACCAUUUGCCGCCAUGUAUCCGCAAACUAGGCAUGCAACACCCCAUCAACCUGGGCAGCCAUUCAAAUUCACAAUUCCAGAGUCAUGUGAUCGAAUCAAGGAAGAGUUCAGCUUCUUACAGGCACAGUAUCAUACGUUAAAAAUGGAUUGUGAAAAAUUAGCUCAGGAGAAAACAGAAAUGCAAAGACAUUAUGUGAUGUACUAUGAGAUGUCAUACGGACUCAAUGUUGAAAUGCACAAACAGACAGAAAUAGCGAAACGGUUGAAUGCCAUCUGUGCUCAGAUCAUCCCAUUUUUAUCACAAGAGCAUCAACAACAAGUAGCAGCUGCAGUAGAACGAGCGAAGCAAGUUACGAUGACAGAACUAAAUGCCAUCAUUGGGCAGCAGUCUGCAUUCCCACACUUCUCACCAAAUGUGGAGAGCAACCUAUCGGGCCCUGUCCACGCAUCCUUAAUGGGUCAAGCAGCAAUGCAGCAUCCUCUUCCCCAUGCACAUGCUCCUCCAGUACCUAUGCCACCUCACCCCGGAAUGCCUGGGAUACCUAGCAGUAUGUCCUCUGGUCUCUUACAGCUCUCCAGUGCUAUCGCUGCCCAAGCACCAUCGCUAUCAUCAUCUAAAGAGGAUAAAGGUCCAGAUCAUAGGAACUCCAUCUCUCCAAUGGAACGUAUGGAGCGUGUUUCAGAUAAGUACCGUAACUCAGAUCAUGGUGAGAGCAGCAGUAAAAACAUGCCAAAGCGGAAAAGAGAGGAAAAGGAUUCAGGGGAAAGUGAUUGUGACAAGAGUGAUGACAAUCUCAUUGUUGAUGUUGCAAAUGAGAAUCCUCCGUCACCGGCUCCCAAUGGUAGUCAAAUGUCACCGAGAGAAAGAGAAAGAGAAAGAGAAAAUGCUAUGGACAAACACAGGGCAAAGAAAGAGAGAUCCAGCACGCCCAACAGUAUUGCAUCAAGUGCCAGUUCACCACAAUCCAAACCUAGAGAGAACGAAAAUGAUAAGCGGAGUUCCCCUGCCCCACCAAAGUCAGAGACACCCACUAGCAGUGGAGCUGCUACUCCAGGUUCAAGCAGCAGUGCACAGGGUAUCAAGCCUCCAGUAAACAAAGUACCUCCAAGUAUAGGCCCUAGUGGAGUCAACCACGACCUUAAUCCAUAUAUGCCUCCUGGAAUGCCAAGCAACCUAUCCCCUGGAGCAUUGGGUCCCUACAGACAUCCUAUGUUCAAUCCAGGUCCUGUGCCCUUUGAUCCCCAUGCACAUACAAGAAUUUCAUCUAUACCAGGCAUACCUGGAGGCAAACCUGCGUACUCAUUUCACGUGAGUGCAGACGGUAAAAUGCAACCUGUACCAUUCCCUCAUGAUGCUUUAAUUGGUCCCGGGAUUCCUCGUCAUGCACGGCAAAUAAAUACUCUCAAUCAUGGAGAGGUGGUUUGUGCUGUGACCAUCAGUAACCCAACUAGACAUGUCUACACGGGAGGCAAGGGUUGUGUGAAGGUGUGGGAUAUCAGUCAGUCAGGUAACAGAAGUCCAGUAUCUCAACUAGACUGUCUUAAUCGAGAUAACUACAUCCGAUCCUGCAAGCUACUACCUGAUGGUAGAACACUCCUGGUUGGAGGCGAAGCCAGUACUCUAUCCAUAUGGGAUUUAGCAGCAGCUACACCUCGUAUUAAAGCAGAGCUGACAUCCAGUGCUCCAGCCUGCUAUGCUUUGGCCAUCAGCCCUGAUUCCAAGGUAUGCUUCUCCUGCUGUAGUGAUGGUAACAUUGCUGUAUGGGAUCUUCAUAACCAAACACUUGUCAGGCAAUUUCAGGGCCACACGGAUGGAGCAAGCUGCAUUGAUAUAUCACCUGAUGGCUCAAAGUUAUGGACAGGGGGUCUGGACAACACUGUAAGAUCAUGGGAUCUCAGAGAGGGAAGACAACUGCAGCAACAUGACUUCACAUCUCAGAUAUUUUCUUUGGGAUACUGUCCUUCAGGAGAAUGGCUUGCUGUUGGCAUGGAGAGCAGCAAUGUGGAAGUUCUUCAUCACACCAAGCCUGAUAAGUACCAGCUACACUUACAUGAAAGCUGCGUCCUUUCUCUCAAGUUUGCACAUUGUGGCAAAUGGUUUGUCAGUACAGGAAAAGAUAACCUCCUCAACGCAUGGAGGACUCCCUAUGGCGCAAGCAUAUUCCAGUCCAAAGAGUCGUCAUCUGUGCUUUGCUGUGAUAUCUCAGUGGACAACAAAUUCAUUGUGACAGGAUCAGGUGACAAGAAAGCAACAGUCUAUGAAGUUAUCUACUAAAUGUGUACAGGAGCUUAUCUGACAGGACAGAAAUCUCUAUUUUCAACCUCGUCAGAUUAUGAACUUUGAGGGAAAGGAUGCCUACUGUAUCUAUCAAGUAUCACAUUGUGUUCCUAAGGAGACAAACUAUCAAUGACCAAGUAUUCAUGUGAUACAGUGCUGUAUUAUGGACAGCAAGUGACAAUGAUGUUUUGAUAUUAUUAUUAUGCUCUUAGUUUUCUAUGAAUUUUUAUUUCUUUACUUUCUGUCAUGUUGUGAUUUGGACCAAAGUUUUGUUGAUCUAUUCAACGGGGUAAAUCAUGGUGCAAAAAACAAAAAGCACUGAAAAU
Molecule: messenger RNA, 3219 nt
Organism: Strongylocentrotus purpuratus (purple sea urchin)
Lineage: Eukaryota; Metazoa; Echinodermata; Echinoidea; Camarodonta; Strongylocentrotidae
Product: transducin-like enhancer protein 4
Exons: 23
Coding region: 629-2890 (753 amino acids)
Biological process (GO): negative regulation of canonical Wnt signaling pathway; regulation of DNA-templated transcription
Cellular component (GO): nucleus; transcription regulator complex
Molecular function (GO): transcription corepressor activity; protein binding
Source: RefSeq, a predicted model, not a curated record